GAAGUCAGUAUAUCGUUUGAAACUUGCGACGUCUUGAAUCGACGUUAAUUUGAACACAAUUAUUUUAUUUUAAUAUACUGUAAUAUAUACAUAUUGUAAUCAAAUAAUGUUUCAAAACGUUCUUAUAACCGCGUUAACGCCCUUAUGUGAUACGAAUGAGAUUCAACAAUGGGAAAAUCAGCCGUUUACAAAGAAGUGGCCAGAGCCGAAAUAUAGCAAAGAAUCAACCGUUACGAAAACAAUAAAGAAGAAAAAUAAACGCAAUCGGACAGCGUACACAACAGAACAAUUAAGGGUGUUAGAGAAAACAUUCUGUCGUUCAAAAUACAUAGAUGCAGAACGUCGCAAGGAGCUCUCGCAAUGCUUGAUGAUCGGAGAGAAAUGUAUAAAAGUUUGGUUUCAAAACAGAAGAAUGAAAGAGAAGAAAGAAUCAUCUGAAUCGAGCUGUGACUCUUCGAGCGAAUGCUUUGCCGUCGAACCUGUAUCGCCCCCACCGGAUAAUUUAAUUCCAAACAAUACUACCAAAUACGUACCCGAUAACAGUAAUCAAAAACCAACCAUUCAAAGAACCGCUACAGAAAGAGAAUGCUAUUUCAACCCAUAUGAAGGUAAUAUUACCACGGAAUCGUUUUACGCAGGUUACUAUCAGAAUUAUGAUACGGUGUCGUAUACAAAUUACAACACAGGUUUCCAUACUGGUGAGUAUUUUCGAAAUGAUGCAGGUAUUUAUCCCACACAAUAUUAUCCAGCAACGACUCCUGAAUACACGAACUUAGAUGAUCAAACUAAUCAUCGAAAUGAUAAUAACAUGUAUAAUUGGACAUCAAAUGGCUUCGAUUUAAAUUAUUUUUAAAUAUUAUAUUUUUAUUCAUAGACCAUAGAUUAUACUAUAAUUAUUAAGCCUAUUAAUAUAUUACUCAGAAUUACAUAAGAAUUAUAACAUUUAUGUUAUUUAUAAAAAUAAAAUUAUAAAUUUAUUAGUUUUAAGGUAUAUUAUUUUUAUACUACUCAGUGAUGUACUUUAUAGAUAAACUCAAUUGAAUUGUAAUAUACAAAUGUUUGUUCUUCUUUUUAAGUUUAAAGUAUAUUGUAAUUUUUAAUCAUUAGAAAAUUUUAAGUUAAUUUUAAGACAUUUUCUGAAAUAUUGUUAAUAAUAAAAUUUCUAUAUAUUAUCUACAGUUGCUAUUCUAUUUUCUAGAACAUUUUAUAUUCUUUUGUUAAUUAUUGUUAUUUGUGUCUCCAUGCUUCUUCGAAAACUGUACUCAACUAGAUUUUAUAUUAACAUUUUGACAUACAGAAUAGUUUUAUAGUUGUAUAUUAAAUGAAAAAAAGGUGAAAGGAUCCAAUAAAAUA
Messenger RNA from Vanessa tameamea, 1353 nucleotides. Its product is annotated as homeotic protein deformed-like. The transcript has 3 exons. The coding region runs from base 107 to 853 and encodes 248 amino acids. The record is from RefSeq and is a predicted model, not a curated record. Gene Ontology annotation, biological process: regulation of DNA-templated transcription. Lineage: Eukaryota; Metazoa; Arthropoda; Insecta; Lepidoptera; Nymphalidae. Gene Ontology annotation, molecular function: DNA-binding transcription factor activity, RNA polymerase II-specific; DNA binding.